CGAGACACAGGAAAGACCUGUCUUCGCCCCCACUUCCUCUAGUGACAACAGUAGCACCCGAGGAUUACGUAGAUAGCGUGGAAUCCCUCACAGAGCAGAACCCCUGUCUAGUACAGUACUGUGGGAAAGGGAGAGAAUGCCACGUAGUGAAUGGAGUCGCACAGUGCAUGUGCCAGAGACGCUGCAGGAAACACCAGAAGGCGGUCUGCGGCUCAGACGGCCGACUGUACGAUGUAUACUAUAACCAGUAUUGUAUGUUACAGACCCCUGUCUAGUACAGUACUGUGGGAAAGGGAGAGAAUGCCACGUAGUGAAUGGAGUCGCACAGUGCAUGUGCCAGAGACGCUGCAGGAAACACCAGAAGGCGGUCUGCGGCUCAGACGGCCGACUGUACGACAACCACUGUGAGCUGCACAGAACUGCGUGUCUAACUAACACGCAAAUUGUUGUAGAUCAUUCCUUCUCUUGUAUAUCGCAAGAUGGAAGCCCUGUCAAGAAACCAGAAAACGUCUCACUGGCAGAUGUGGAGGUUGUAUCUACAAGUACUGCCUCUCCUACCAGUGGUACCAACAACACUUUCCCAGAUAUCCCAGAGGGAAACCCUGAGGAGAACGAGGCUGACGCAGACCUCUAUUAUGACAAGGAAGAAUGCUCCUUACAAGAAUACGAGAUACUAAAAGACAAUUUACUUCUAUACAAUCACGCUAGACUGAUGGGACAGGACCCGAGAGCGUCGGGGAAAGAGUACCUGGUGGCCACAAUGUACCGAAUGUACGACCUUAAUAACAACGGAAUCGUGGACGGAGAUGAGCUGGACCAGGUGGCGGACCAAGAGCACCUCAGUCAGUUAUCCCAAAUCUGCAAUCUGAGGGAUAUGAUCACAUAUGAUGACGCCGACAAGGACGGGCAGUUGGCCCGUAAUGAAUUUUACGCCGCCUUCAGCAAACUUUACAGUUUAUCAGUAGUGUCCCUGGAUAAGGCGCUGGAAGUGAACCACCUGAGUGCACGGGUGGGGGACAACGUGGAGAUAAAGUGCGAUGUGAGCGGGACGCCCCCGCCCCCCAUCGUCUGGAGGCGGAACACCGCUGACCUGUCUUCCUUGGGGGAGGACGAGGUGCGGGUGUUCACAGACGGCUCCCUCUACCUGACCAGGAUACAGCUCGUACACGCCGGUAACUACACUUGCCAUGCGCAGAGGAACCGUGACGUCACGCAGACACACGUCUUAACGGUGCACACGAUCCCAGAAGUAAAGGUUACUCCUAGAAUACAAUCGAGAAGACCCGGAGAAGAAGCUGCGAUGUUUUGCCACGUCAUUGGGGAACCAUUCCCUAAGGUGGAGUGGCUGAAAAACGAUGAGCCGCUUAAGUUGGACUUCCCGCACAAGUACAGCAUCAUCGGGAACGGUACAGAACUACGACUUCACAACAUCGGGUACGCGGAUACAGGGGCGUACAUGUGUCAAGCAACCAACGUAGGGGGCGUCACCAGGGACAUAUCUUCCCUCAUUGUACAAGAGGAGCCCACUCCAACUGCGCCCAAUGAGGAGAGGCGAUUCUUCUCCUUCCACGAUUGGGGCGUGUCAGUUUACGAGCCUACGGCGUGCAGACUCUACCACCAGAUACAGUCCACGGAUAUCAUACCUGGAACACAGGAAUAUGUAUGUGGAGACAAGGGAGUCAACUGCAGCUGGGGACAGGCCAUCAAUGUCGCUAACAGAUACGUGUAUGUAUCACAGCCACUUAAGGAUCGAGUUCUUGUCAUCAGCAAGAUCCAGAUGGUCGUCGUUGAUGUGGUCGUGACAGACAAGAACCCUGUGGCACUACACUACGUACCGCACCUAGACCAAGUGUGGGUACUCAACUGGCGCAGUGACCGCGAUCAAGGAGUCAAGACCAUCCAAGUUAUAAGAGAUGCCGCUCAGAAGCGGAAACACCACACGGUACAUCCGGAGCCCAUCGAUGGUCAGUUUGACCUCGUCCGUGACCUCUUCAUGCCUCCCAUACAGGCCAGAGAGAAUACUGAAAUCUGGAGAGAUUUCAUGGCGCUGCCUAGGAAAAGUCUAUGGUGA
Molecule: messenger RNA, 2071 nt
Organism: Homalodisca vitripennis (glassy-winged sharpshooter)
Lineage: Eukaryota; Metazoa; Arthropoda; Insecta; Hemiptera; Cicadellidae
Product: follistatin-related protein 5-like
Exons: 12
Coding region: 332-2071 (579 amino acids)
Biological process (GO): dendrite self-avoidance; homophilic cell-cell adhesion; axon guidance
Cellular component (GO): axon; plasma membrane
Molecular function (GO): cell-cell adhesion mediator activity
Source: RefSeq, a predicted model, not a curated record